ACAUCUAAAGAACGCGUGCCUCCGAAGAAUCUGGACUCUUCGUCUCCCUCCUCCGCCCUUUUCGGUAAUCGACGAUGUGCCCCUCCGGCCGCCCGCACCGCAGCGAUCCCUCGCCCUCCGCCGCCUCGCGAAGCCUCCGCCCGGCGUUCGACGUCCUCGACGCCGACCGGGACGGGAGGAUCAGCCGCGACGACCUCAAGGCUUUCUUCUCCUCCUCCUCCGGCCUCGGCGCUGCGCCACUCUCUGAGGAGGACAUCGCAUCCAUGAUCUCCGCCGCCGACGCCGACCGCAACGGCCUCGUCGAGUUCGAGGAGUUCGAGCGCAUCCUCUGCGGCGGCGGCGGCGGCGGAUCCGCCGCCGUGCUGGCGGAGGCGUUCGGCGUGAUGGAUCGGGACGGGGACGGGAAGCUGGGGUUCGGAGAUCUGAAGGCGUACCUAGAGAUGGCGGGGCUGCCCGCCGACGACAACGACGUGCGGGGAAUGAUACGAAUGGCCGGCGGCGACGCCACCGACGGGGUGAGCUUUGACUCCCUCCUCAUGAUCCUUGCCGUUGAUUUCUCCGGCGCCGCUUGAAAUUUUUGUGAUCUGCUUGCUUCCUUAUUAGCUGUCGGCAACAGCACGAAGCCCGUCGAUCGGAUACUUGAAUUGUGACAAAGUGCAUUGUUAAUGCGGAGUUGUCUAAUUAGAUUUCAUAAAUAAAUGACGCAUCUAUUGUGCAAAUACA
This is a messenger RNA of Zingiber officinale, 723 nucleotides long. RefSeq names its product calcium-binding protein CP1-like. Gene Ontology annotation, molecular function: calcium ion binding; enzyme regulator activity. The transcript has a single exon. NCBI's taxonomy places the organism in Eukaryota, Viridiplantae, Streptophyta, Magnoliopsida, Zingiberales, Zingiberaceae. The record is from RefSeq and is a predicted model, not a curated record. Bases 75 to 572 code for a protein of 165 amino acids.